CGAGGAUGAAGUCUGAUCUAUAUAAAUCGUAUUUAAACUGUACUAACUGUAGGGAGCCACCUUAAAUGUUUUUGAGUUCUCUCAUAUAAAAAAUAAAAAAGUUUAGCCAAUGUUUGCGUAUAUCGGUGCAGCACUAAAAAUAAUUAAAUUGUUUUGUAUUCCAGGCGCUCCAAUCGGAAAAAAAGUUGUGAUCUUUGUCGAUGAUCUCAAUAUGCCUAAACUGGAUACAUAUGGUGCCCAGCCCCCUGUGGAACUACUCCGACAAUAUCAGGAUUUCAAAGGAUUUUACGAUCGUGAAAAACUUUUCUGGAAAGAGAUCAAGGUAUUUUAUAUUUUUCAUCAUCGAACCGACCUGACCGCGUAGCUCAGUUGGUAGAGCAUUGGGCUAGUAUUCCAAAGGUCGUAGAUUCGAUUCCUACCGUGGCCAGGCAUAUUUUUCAAGCUUGCCCGGUGUGGAUAUACACUCAGAGAAACAUCACAAGCAUCAUAUUCACCUGAGUAGAUUGCACUAACGCAGCAGGUCAUAAUCUUGAUUUGUUUGCAAUGCACGCACGUAUUUGUUAGAUGUAAAUGAAUGUUUCUGAUAUGCCACUAGAGAACUCCCUAACCCUAAAUUCCUUUUGCCACUAGUGUUCUUGUGUUGUUCAAUGUUUAGUCUUAUUAAUAAAUUUAUGUCAUCUUAAUAAAUCAAUCAUUAUUUUUCCAGGAUGUAAUCAUCUGUGCAGCAUGUGCUCCUCCUGGUGGAGGUCGAAAUCCCGUCACCCCCCGGUUUAUACGUCACUUUAGUAUGUUUUCAAUACCAACUUCAGCGGAACAUACAUUGAAACAUAUCUUUAAGGUAAGAAAGAUAUCUUUGGUAAAUCUAGGCCUCUUGUUUUAUACAGAGUAGCUAUAUCAGAUCUAAACUGUUUUCCCUAUAGACGUCCAGUACGUCUUCCCAAAAACUUCUGUGGGAAUAGUCAGCAUAAAAAAUAAAUUGCUGAUAUUUUCUUGCAGUCCAUAGUGUCAGGAUUCUUGACAGAGUUUCCUAACGAAGUCCGUACAGCAGCUGAAGCUAUUGUUGCGUCCAGGUAAGUAGACUUUGUCUUGUUUUUCCAGCAGAUAGAGUAAGAACUGUUAUUCCUGUGACCAAUGGAGGACAGGUCUACCCCCGUACUCCCCCUCCUCUUACUGUCCGUUCCCUUUAUUACUCUCCCCCUUUCCUUACUCCUCCCUUUUCUCCUAGAGACCGCCAUUAUUAUUUUCCUGUACAAAUUCUUCAACGCAUUUUCCUUGAUUUUAGUGUGGAGAUCUACAUGCGAAUGAGCACAGAUCUACUUCCAACACCUGCCAAGUCUCAUUAUAUAUUUAACUUGAGAGAUCUCUCCAAGUGUAUUCAAGGUAAGACGAACUCAUCUCAUCUCUAGCCUAUCACCUCAACGCCUUGGAGGCUUAGAUAACGGAAAAAAAGUUAAUAAAAUAUUAGCAAUUAUAAUAAAUAAACAGCUACAUAUAACCGUGAUAUAACUAUACAAGCGACUGAAAAAUUCAAUCGAGAAAAAAACAUUUUAUUUUCCAGGUGUGCUUCAGGCAGACCCAGGGACAGUUCGUGAUUAUUCUCAAAUCUUCCGAUUAUUCUGCCACGAAGCGCAGCGCGUGUUUCAUGACCGUUUGAUUAACGAUGAAGACAAAAGAUAUUUUAACACAAUUCUUGCCGAGAUGUCACAGAAGCAUUUCUCUCAGGUAGGCUUAUGUUUUGGUUUGUUUGUUUGUUCUGUUUUUGCAUUUGUUUGUUCGUUUGUGUUUGUGCUGUUGUUUGUUUGUGUUGAUACUUUUUUUGUGCUUAUCUCCUUAAUAACCUUAAUUUUUUGGUUUGUUUUAUAGACUGUAGAUCCAGAAUUGUUUGAAAGCAAGCCUAUAUUGUACGGUGAUUUUAUGAAAAUGGGAGCUGAUCCAGCAGACAGAAUGUACGAGGAACUCACUGACAUGAACAAACUUCAGACCAUUUUAAACGACGUACGUAUUCCAUAUUUACUCAGGGAUGGAUCCAGCAUGAUCUGGUGGGGGGAUGGAGGGGUUCUGCCACCUCUGGUGCCGAGUUGUGUCGGUCAUGUGUGCCACCCGGCCAUCAACUUGCUUGACUACUGCAAAGUCUUGCUUGACUACUGUAUUUGAAUUGUAAUAAUACUGUUGUUCACAGUUCGCUUAUCAUCAUGUUAUUACUCAAAUUACUGUAUCUCAUUUUGUCUCUAAUAUUUUUUUGCUUUAUCAUGAAAAAUAGCCGCCCCCCUCCUGCACCCCCUCUGGCCAGGGCUAGGUGGGGUGCGCAUCCACCCAUCCCUCCCAGUAAACCCCUCCUUGUUAUUGACUAAACCCAUCCCUGUUAUUGACUAAACCCAUCCCUGUAUUGACUGUGUCUUAUUCAAAUGCUGUAUUUUCUUCAAAAUUCUUUACCUUAAAUUUGGUCCAAAAUUAAUUCUCAGUAAUCUACUUCGUGUUGCAGUAUUUGGAUGACUUUAAUUUGAAUUCCUCUAAAGAAAUGAGACUGGUUUUCUUUAUGGACGCAAUUCAACAUGUCACGAGGUAUAUAGUCAUCGUCUUUUAUCCUUUGAACACUGUUUUAUUGUUUCAAAACAUUAUCUAGCUGAAACAGAAAGUGGUAGUUUGUGCUCCAUAUUUUCCAAGCUAUAUAUUCCUGUCCAUGAGAUAAAUAUUAUAACUCUGACGAACUUUUCUGCAGGAUUUCUCGCAUGGUGCGUCAACCAAGAGGAAACGCUCUGUUAGUUGGCGUAGGUGGGACUGGAAAGCAAAGUUUAACAAGGUGAGAACUCCAAUACACUGCACUACUCCAGGGGUGGAUCCAGCAAGGUUUUUCUAGGGGUGUGCGGGGUGAGCAGCGGAGUGUUUCUUUAUAAUUCUUUAGGGGGUGGUGGGAGAGCAUUCAAAUGAAUUAGCUUCCUAACAACUGAAGCACCGAAGGCGUGAGCUCCCUAGGGGGUUCAGGGGUAUGCCCCCCGGAACAUUUUGAAAAUUAGAAACCUAGAAAUGCCAUUUCCUGCGAUAUGGGCAUUGAAUUAUGCUUCAGUUUGACUUCAAAAAGGAAAAACCUUGGAAAUUGUGCCUUAUUUCUGAAUUUGAUUUUAUUGCACCCGCCUUGCACCCCUGUUGAUCAAGACCAACAGGGGUGCGCACCCCUGUGCACCCCCCUAUAAAUCCACCCCUGCACCACACUACGUCUUAAAAGCUAGUUAUGCUGAAGAAUUUUAACAUUUAUAAAUUAUUUGUUUCGUUCAGAUUGGCUGCUCACAUGGCAGGAUAUAAAUGUUUUCAAAUUGAACUGACGAGGGGAUACGAUUACGCCGCAUUCCGUGAAGACUUGAAACAACUUUAUUAUUCAGCAGGAUUAGACAAAAAACAUACUGUCUUUCUCUUCACUGAUACACAGGUAGGAAAUUAAUUUAAUUCUAACUUUUUUUGCUUUAUUAAAUAAUCCUGUUUUCUACAAAUGAAAUUACUUAUUAUGUGAGUGUGUGAGUUAAACCUGGUUUCAUCACGUCUGUUGUGACCAAGUCAUAUCCAUCGAUAUAAAUAGUGUGGAUGUAUCUUGUUUUUUGUUUGCUCUUAGCAAAUCAGUUUUAGUGUGAUAUAGCAACAUUCCUGCAUAAGCUGUUGUGACAUGGUUGUUUUAGGCUUAGAAACCAUGUAUAUGGUUAGAAAUGGUGAACUGGACAAUAAUUCAUCAUCUAUCUUUUCAGAUUGUUGUGGAAGAAUUUCUUGAAGAUAUUAACAAUAUUUUGAACUCAGGAGAGGUUCGUACGGUCCACUGCUUUAUUAUACAAAACUUCCUUGCUAUGCUCUAAAUUUUGAUGACGCGAGAAUCUGUUGUUGCCAUGGAGACAUGUCAUUCUUGCUAUAGUAACAUCUCAUUGUUGCUAGGAUAACAUAUAUCUAACUGUUUCUGUGGCAACAUACUGUAUCUCUUCAUUGACAUGGUGAAGUUUCUCAUUGUUGGUAUGCUGAUUAUUUCCACAGGUACCAAAUCUCUUUGAGCCAGAGGAGUACGAGAAAGUGUUAGCUGGGACACGCCCUGCCGCAAAGGAUGUUGGUAUAGCUGAGAACGACCGUGAUGGCGUGUUUGCGUAUUUCAUCAGUCAAGUGAGGAACAAUCUCCAUAUAGUGUUGUGUAUGAGUCCAGUGGGGGAAGCAUUCCGCACCCGAUGUCGGAUGUUUCCAUCCUUGGUGAAUUGUUGUACCAUUGACUGGUUCACGGAGUGGCCUAGGUGAGCUAGUGAUAACAGGGAUGGGUCAAGCAUGAUCCGGUAGGGGGAGUGCUCUGCCAGCUCUGGUGCCAAGUUGUGUCGGUCAUGUGUGCCGCCAGCCCAUCAACUUGCCUGACUACUGCAAGGUCUUGCUUGAUCACUGUACUUGAAUUGUUGUUCACAGUUCGCUUAUGAUCAUGUUAUUACUCAAAUUACUGUAUCUUACUUUGUCUCUAAUAUUUUUUGCUUUAUAAUGAAAAAAUAGCACCAUCCUGCACCCCCUCUAGCCAGGGCUAGGGGGGGGGGGGGCUUGUUGAUCAUCAAUAAACUUGUAUGAACAUAAUGAGAAACGUUUUGUCCCAAUGCCCAAGGUGUAAGCCAUAUUAAUGUUAUUCUAAUAAAACUUACUUUUAUAGAGAGGCAUUGUUUUCUGUUGCUCGACGUUUCUUUGAAGAAAUUGAACUGGGUGGAGACGAAGUGAAGGUGUGUGUUUUGUACCUUCGGUUGCCCUGUUAGGCCUCAAUUAUUUAACUACCGUACCAUAUUUGUAUAUUCUUCUGCAGGAAAGCAUCUCAGAAAUGUGUGUUGAGACGCAUCUCAGUGUGAGUCAUACAGCUGAACGAUUUUACAACGAGCUACGUCGACGAUACUAUACAACACCUACCAGUUAUCUGGAGUUGAUCAAUCUUUAUCUCUCCAUGUUGGAGGACAAGAGAAAGUAAGUCACUCGGAUUGUUUUCAAUAAGAGCCUGGUUUACGCUAUCAAAGUUGCAAUGGUUUAAGUAUAUUUAGCCUUAGGUCUGAAAGUUGCAAUGGUUUAAGUAUAUUUAGCCUUAGGUCUGAAAGUUGCAAUGGUUUAAGUAUAUUUAGCCUUGUUGAAAUUUUUCUCAUAGAAAAUUAGUUGGCGCUUGUGAUCGUGUGAAGAAUGGUUUGAAGAAACUUUUGGAGACAAACGAGUUGGUUGAUAAAAUGCAGGUAAGCUAUGUUUCUUCAUAAUUUUUUUCAGAUUGUGUCAAUUUCCUCUUUCUACUUUCCUGCUUCAUGUGAAUUCGUUGUUUUGUUUUCGCACAGGUCGAGUUGGUGGCUCUUGAACCACAACUAAAACAAAAAUCUCUCGACACAGAAAAACUUAUGGAGAAAUUACAAAUUGAUCAAGAAGAAGCAGACAAGGUGAACUUUAUUUAUAUUCUACAGGUCUAAGUUCUCCCCAGAGGUCCAGUAAGAACCAUUCCUUAUUGAUCCAGUGUUACUACAGAAGGAAACCUAAACUAAACUAACUUUAUUUAUACUGGAUAGCUCUAUCAGUUCUAAACUGUUCUCCCUAGAGGUCCAGUAAGGAUCACUUCUUAUUGAUCCAGUGUUACUACAGGAGGAAACCUAAACUAAACUAACUUUAUUUAUACUGGAUAGCUGUAUUAGGCCGAAAAUAGGCGAAAAACGAGAUGAAUUUCUUGUUUUGAAACCUUGUUUGUAAUAAAAUAUUACUGAGAAAAGCUCGUAUUUUGAAGUGUUUGUUACUGUGUUUCAGGUUCGUAAAGUUGUGUUGGUGGAUGAAAGUGCGGCGAAAGAGAAAGCGGCUGAAACGGAAGCCAUUGCUACUGAAGCACAACGAGAUUUGGACGAAGCUUUGCCUGCAUUACAUGCUGCUAAUAAGGUACGGGGAUAAACACACAUUUUCAUUCAGGACCAAAUGUGGGGUGGGAAGAAGGGAUAGAUGAAUGGUAGAGGGGGAAGUUGAGGGAGGUGGGAGAGGGGGAAAGGAAUUAUGGAGGGAAGAGGGG
Messenger RNA from Paramuricea clavata, 6019 nucleotides. Lineage: Eukaryota; Metazoa; Cnidaria; Anthozoa; Malacalcyonacea; Plexauridae. The record is from the annotation of a GenBank genome assembly.